AGGGGACUUCCGGAGCCACGACGACAGAGCAGAGUGACAGUUGACUUACCCAAAAGGACAGCUCACUUAGCGGUGACGUCUCUGUUUCUCACGACGGGCGGGAUAUCCGCAGUAGUAAGCUAGCUAAUAACAUGGCGAAGACUUACGAUUACUUGUUUAAACUACUUUUAAUCGGCGAUUCAGGCGUCGGAAAGACCUGUGUGCUAUUCAGAUUUUCAGAAGAUGCCUUCAACUCCACGUUUAUCUCUACUAUAGGUAUUGAUUUCAAGAUCAGAACAAUAGAAUUAGAUGGCAAGAAGAUCAAGCUACAGAUAUGGGAUACAGCAGGACAGGAGAGGUUCAGGACCAUCACGACAGCGUACUACAGAGGAGCCAUGGGCAUCAUGUUAGUGUAUGACAUAACCAAUGAGAAGUCCUUUGACAACAUUAAGAACUGGAUACGGAAUAUAGAAGAGCAUGCUUCAGCAGAUGUGGAGAGGAUGGUCCUGGGGAACAAAUGCGACGUCAAUGAAAAGCGACAGGUGUCCAAAGACCGAGGGGAGAAGCUGGCGCUCGAGUACGGUAUCAAGUUCAUGGAGACGAGUGCAAAGGCGAACAUCAACGUGGAGAAUGCCUUCCUAACCCUCGCCAGAGACAUCAAAGCAAAAAUGGACAAGAAGCUGGAGGGCAACAACCCGCAGGGCAGUAGUCAGGGAGUGAAGAUUACAGAACAGCCGAAGAAGAGCAGCUUCUUCCGCUGCUCGCUGCUGUGAGGAGUCGGAGAGUCGGCAUCCACCAUCGCCUUAACUGAGUCCCGACUGGACACAACUGGACAGAGCACACUCUCCCUUUUACCUUCCUUCACUUCGUCUUCCUCCCCUUUUCUCCAUAUUAGGAAAAACAAAAGUGUAUCGCUCCCCUUGACAACUGUGAAUCUAACUCCUGUGGCCUCCGUUAGUAAAUCCCUUUUUUUUUUGUACGGUUGCUGAUUAGAUUCCAACCUCGUUAGAUUUUAUUGCCUAUUUUAAAGACUUCUUGUGAGACGAUCAAACCACUUUACUUCUCACGAUCGUGUCUCCUCCUCCUUCUGAAGUCUUAUUUAUACGACCCUUAUCACUUAAAGUAGCCCAGAUUAUACCUCCAAAAAAAGGCUUACUAAUCCAAAUGGGCUUCCUAAUUUUGAAUAUAAUCCAUCUGUCAGAUAUAUACUGUAUAUCCACGGUGAUGAGAGUCCAGGUGUGUGUGUGUGGGUGGCCUCUUUGGUAUUUCAACAUGAGGUAAACAUGUAAAUAUAUAUCACUGAUUAUGAUUCACCAUAUGUUGUGCCAGCACAUCUUUACUCAUCAUAUCCACUUGGAUACCUUUUCUACUCUGUUGAAUUCUCACAGCCGAUACAUUCCUCUUGUGAACUCUUUAAUGUGCAAUGUGUGUGUGUGUGUGUGUGUGUGUGUGUGUGUGUGUGUGUGGGGCCCAGAUUAAGCCUUUCUUUAAGUAUUCACGUGGUUGCAGUAAGACCGGGUUGUGCUUGUUUUAAGGGCUCGCAGAUUCCUUUUUUUGCCUCAUCUUUUUAGGUAUUGCCAUUUCUAUAUGAUAAGAUGUAGAUCAUGUGAUGCACUUCGACUGACAGACGAGCAAUACCUAACUCUGACACCAGGAGGCGACAGUUACACAGGAGUCUCAGCGGUCUUUUUCUUAUGCAUUUAUACUUCCGGUUUUGACGAGGGGGCAUGCACACAAACUGUUCUCUGGGCCUCGUUGGAGGAGGCUUUAGCAGUAUUUAUGGAGUGAAACAAAACAUAGCACCAAAAUGACAAAGUGCCCUUUUAUGUUCUUAUUGAUUAUUAUGCACUUUUUCCUUUUUGUUCUUUCCUGUGAAGUAAAAAGUUCUUAACAUGUUUGUUGCAAAUCUUAAAGAAGCCCUAUUGUGCUUUUGGGAAUUCCUAUUUCCUGUGACAGGGUUUUUUUUGCCUUUCAAUCAAAUUCAAAUCCUCAAAAUGUCCUUAGUUUACUUCCAGAACAUAGUGACAUCACAAUGGAACACUUGCAUUUCAAUUGGCUAGCGCUCCCAACAUAUUUUACAUGAUAGGCUAAUGGCGGCAUCUCUAAGUGGUUGACCAAUCGCAACAGAGGCAGCCAGCUAACCAAUCAGAGCAGACUGGGCUGUGGCGAGAAAAAUAAAGAGCUUUCUGAACGUUAAUGAAUCAAACGUAUCACAGUAGAGAGAAAAUACAAAUAUUAACCUGUUUUUGCAAAAAAUGGCCCCUUUAAACUGUUAGCAAAAAAUAUUGAUGCACCCUGUCUGGAAUUCCUUAAAACAACCUGAUCACUGAAACCUCAUUUUUUAAGGUAGUAAUGCAAAUACACCGAAGGCCUUUAAUUUAGAGAUGCUUUUUGUCCUCUUACAGCAUAUCUAGUGUUUGAUAUUGCACUUUCCCCUGCUUUUAAUGCAUUUCCUUCCCCUAUUGAUGCUUUAGGAAGCACCUACCCCCUACCCCUCUUUUCUCACGCUCUUACUCCCUCCCCCUUCCUCCUUUUAUCCACAUUUCAUUGGUGUUGUUUUGACCAGGUGAACUAUGCACUCUGGGUGCGUAGAGAUCAUCAAAAAGCGUUGCACAUUUGACGUGACAAGCAUUAUUUGAGAUUGUGCAAGGACCCUUUGCUCUUUUACUUUCUGCUCGUUUUGAGCUUUUCAGAAGAAGGAUUAGGAAAUGAAUUGGAAGCGGACAUAAAUCGCGUCUGAUGUUUUACAGUGUGAGCAAAUUGAGUUGUUGAAUUGAGUAUGUAACUGCGUAGGUGUCGUCCUGUGGAUCGUUGCUUUUAACAUGGCUUUGGCAAAAUGUCUGGCUCUCGCAGAGUAAGUCGAUUCAUGUUCUGAUGAAGUUGCAGAUUUCCGGCUUAUUCUGUGAAGUAAUUUGUUAUUUCAUCCCAAGUAUAAUGUUGCCACGUCCAUGUUAACAUAUGUUCAGCAUUCCCCAACUUAGCUUGGAUUUCAUCGCUGAUUAUUGAUGAUUUUCACAGGGAACAAAUAAAAUAACUCAGCAGUUGUAAAUAAGAUCAACAAUGAUUGUACUGAAGGUUCAAAAGUCUUAUUGAUAUACACAUUUUGUAGAUAUGUGUUUUGAUGAUUUAUUAAAAAUGAGAUUCUUUAAAA
Eleginops maclovinus (Patagonian blennie) is the source of this 3130-nucleotide messenger RNA. RefSeq names its product ras-related protein Rab-8A. Gene Ontology annotation, molecular function: GTP binding; GTPase activity. The transcript has 8 exons. NCBI's taxonomy places the organism in Eukaryota, Metazoa, Chordata, Actinopteri, Perciformes, Eleginopidae. Gene Ontology annotation, biological process: neurotransmitter receptor transport to postsynaptic membrane; Golgi vesicle fusion to target membrane; protein secretion. The record is from RefSeq and is a predicted model, not a curated record. Gene Ontology annotation, cellular component: synaptic vesicle; trans-Golgi network transport vesicle; endosome. Bases 132 to 752 code for a protein of 206 amino acids.